Messenger RNA from Cucurbitaria berberidis CBS 394.84, 508 nucleotides. RefSeq lists its product as uncharacterized. The transcript has a single exon. The record is from RefSeq and is a predicted model, not a curated record. Lineage: Eukaryota; Fungi; Ascomycota; Dothideomycetes; Pleosporales; Cucurbitariaceae. Bases 115 to 417 code for a protein of 100 amino acids.
GUGGGAUAGCAAGUUCACAUAUCGGAGAGUACGGAACAAGAAGUGUACUUGCACGUCCUAAAGCCAGACGCCAGUGGCCCUUAAGCUUGUAGUGCAUCGAGAGGUAAUAUGUAGAUGCGUUUCGAGGUAAGAGCUAACUUCGAGACAACAUCCUUAGAGGCAACCCAGGAGUUGAACGGAGCAGCUGAACGGUGUAGCCAAAGUAUGACUGCUGCAAAGACUGCCUUGUCACAACUUCACAGGUCCAUCUGCACAGCAGCCUCGUUCAGCAACCUGCCCUUCUCAGCCCUACGACCCAUCGAUCCACUCACGACUUGCAGAAAGACAACGGAAGCAGCGCCGCGAGAUUAUCGCCUGAGACGAAAACGUGUGCUGAAUAAUUCGCUCAAACACGUAGGGCUGCAGCAAAAGGGCUGAACGGUGGCGUUUCCGUUAUCUCCAUUAACGGAGCACCUUCCCUAUCAGGUUGCUUUUCGUCCGUUUGUGUUUUGCGUUGCUUGGAGUUCCC